UUAGCAUCAAUUAAAAUAAUAUAUUACAAAAUGAAAAAUUAUAAGCUUUCUCUAAGUGAUGUCUGAUAGCCGUUGAAGAUUCAUUUGGAAAGCUGGUAAACAAAUUUGAAACUUCCCCAAAACAAAAUCUGGGAACAUGGCAACCUUAAUUUCGAACGCCCGGCUUUUUCGUCAACUCAUUCGAUCGAAUUCACUUCUGCAUUCCACUGGCUUUGUUAGGUUAUCGUGGCAAAUUAACCGUACAAAAUCCACUCAAUCUUUCGUUAAUUGCGUCGCUUUUCAAAGACGUUCUGCAGCACGUAAAUAUACUAACAUGGCUGCAAUUGUCGACAAAAGCCAAUAUGUUCUUCCAAACUCGCAGCCAAUUGUGGAAUUGGAUUGUGCUUCGGCGUUCAAGGCGCUCAGCGAAAAAGAAAAGCUGUACGCGCACUAUUUUAGCCAGGCAUCAUGGACCGGUGGCCUCAUCGCUCUAGUUCAAUCCAGCCCGGAAUCACCGUUAAUUUUUUCACUUUUGCAUCGUUUGUUCCUCGCGGAGACAACGGCGGAGUUGAAGACGGCUGCACUGGAGGCCGGAGUGGUUGAGGACGAGUUCACGGCUUUCUUGGUUUACGCUUGCGGUUUUUUGGCCAACGCCGGAAACUAUAAGGGUAUGGGUGACAGUAAAAUCGUUCCCAAUCUGGAUGAGAGUAAGUUUGAUUUGAUAAUCAAAAGUUCGAAAGCUUACCGGGAGGAUGCGAAGACAGUUGGCGAUCUUUGGGAAAAGACCAGAAAGCCAAUUUUUCUGUUGACGGAACAGACCAAGACGCUGGGGCUGUGCGAUCAGGGUAUUACGACGUACUUUUCGUCGAAUGUGACUAGCCAGGAUACGGAACUGAUAGCCGAAUGGAUGAAGGAGAACAAGUUCGAGGCGUACAUUUGUCGGACUUUCAAGACCGUCGAAGAUGGUAAGUCGGUUUACAACAUUAAACUUGCUUCCGCUGAAGGAGGAGAUAAGGAAGGAAUAACACAAUCGCCUGUGGAAUACAAGGGAUGUAUUUUUAAAAUUACUCGGGGCGAUUACCGUGAGCUGAUGCAAAAGGUCGCCGAGCAUCUUAUCGAGGCGAACAAGCACUCGGCCAAUGAAAAUCAGAAAGCAAUGAUCGAACAGUACAUUCGGAGCUUCAACGAAGGUAGCUUAGAGGCACAUAAGAACGGUUCCCGGUAUUGGAUCAAGGACAAAGGUCCGGUUAUUGAGACCUACAUUGGGUUUAUCGAAACGUACCGUGAUCCAACCGGUCAGAGAGGUGAAUUCGAAGGUUUUGUUGCCAUGGUCAACAAGGAGAUGUCGGCCAAGUUCGGAACGUUGGUCGACAACGCGGAGAAAUUUAUCCAGCUACUUCCAUGGGGUGAGGAUUACGAGAAGGACAGCUAUCUGAAGCCGGACUUUACCUCACUCGAUAUACUGACGUUCGCCGGGUCGUGUGUGCCUUGCGGGAUCAACAUUCCUAAUUAUGACGAAAUACGUCAAGAUGAAGGCUUCAAGAACGUAUCGUUGGGUAAUGUCCUUGCCAACACCAAUAAAACGGACUCGAUUCCGUUUCUGUCCGAGGAAGAUCAGGCUUUGCUGAAACGCUACAAGGCGGCCUCGUUUGAAGUGCAGGUUGGCCUGCACGAGCUGUUGGGUCAUGGCAGCGGUAAAUUGCUUCGGAUAAAUGAGAAAGGCGAGUACAAUUUCGACCCGAAGAAGGUCACAAGUCCGUUGGAUGGAGAAUCCGUCGGUAGCUGGUAUGAGCCUGGUGAAACGUACGAUUCCAAGUUUAAAUCGUUGAGUUCGAGCUAUGAGGAGUGUCGUGCGGAAGCGGUCGGGUUGUAUUUGAGUUUGAAUCGGGAAAUUCUGAAAAUUUUCGGCCACACUGACGAGCAGGAAAUCGAGAACAUCAUCUACGUCAAUUGGUUGUUGCUGGUGUGGGGCGGGGUCGGUGUUGCGGUGGAGCUGUACAAUCCGACGCAAAAGGCCUGGCUGCAGGCUCACUAUCAGGCUCGGUUCGUGAUUAUGAAAGUGUUGCUGGAGGCCGGCGAAGGUUUGGUUAGCGUGGAAGAAACCGAGCCGGGCAAGAACCUGCUGCUGAAAUUUGACCGUAGCAAAAUUGAAACCGUCGGUAAAGAAGCGAUCAAGCAAUUUUUGCUGAAGCUCCAGUAUUACAAAUCUACUGGCGACGUGGUCGGGGCUACUAAGAUGUACAACCAUUAUUCGGAGGUCAACGAGGAAGGACCACAUCCGUGGGCCAAAUGGCGUGAUAUUGUGCUACUGCACAAGAAACCACGUAUGAUUUUCCUUCAGGCAAACACGGAGCUGGCUGAGGAUGGAAAAGUACAACUGAAAACCUACGAGUCCAGCUUCGAAGGAUACAUCAAGUCCUGGGUGGACCGGUUCCCGACAGUGGAAAUCGAUCAAGCCCUCGAGCGGAUCCACGAGCAGGAUAAAAUAUACUUCCAGGAUUUGAACUGAGGCGUUGUAGACCAUGUGUAUGUAUUUAACAUUUUUGGAAAUCAAAUAAAAGCUUUCGUACUAAUGAAUCAGAUCAA
Molecule: messenger RNA, 2565 nt
Organism: Malaya genurostris
Lineage: Eukaryota; Metazoa; Arthropoda; Insecta; Diptera; Culicidae
Gene: DppIII
Product: dipeptidyl peptidase 3
Exons: 4
Coding region: 137-2488 (783 amino acids)
Biological process (GO): proteolysis
Cellular component (GO): cytoplasm
Molecular function (GO): metalloexopeptidase activity; dipeptidyl-peptidase activity
Source: RefSeq, a predicted model, not a curated record